Molecule: messenger RNA, 2147 nt
Organism: Schistosoma spindalis
Lineage: Eukaryota; Metazoa; Platyhelminthes; Trematoda; Strigeidida; Schistosomatidae
Source: the annotation of a GenBank genome assembly
CUUUUCUAGUUUUGGUUUCUCAUGUUAUCGCUAUUGCUUCUCGUACCCGUCAAUUUACAGACUUAACUCAUGCCAAAGCAUCAAAGUGUUUGUCGAAGGCGUACUCUCUCAUUUGCUGAUAUCACAGAAUGCCGCAAAAUCAAUCGUAUAAAUUUAAGUGAAAACCAUGAUAUCGAUUCAUCAAAAUUAUUCGUUCGCAGCAUGGUACGUCGUCCUUCUUUCACGCUUUUGGGAGAUUACCAAAAUUCAUCUCAUGAACUGCCUUGUCUUACAUUAAAGGACUCUAAUUCCCAAUUUAAAAGUGCCUGCGAAUCUACUGAAAUGAAUGAUUCAUUGAAACCAAAUUCGAAUUCUCAACCUGCUUUGGAUCCGUUCAUUUUUGGUGCAUCAUUUACUGAAUCGAAUUCUGCCAAUGCCCAACUUGAUGCUAUACAAUUAUCUAAAAUUCAUAGUAAUUCACUAGGUUCUACAAACUCACCCCCCUUAAAAGAUAAGGAAUAUCUAUUCCCUUCAUCACCCUUAUCCUCAACUUUGAUCAAAUUAUAUCUAUCCAAGGUCUCUUUAUGCUCAUCUACAGAAACAACUGAAAAUAGUGUAAAUUCAGAUGAUGAACAACUUGACUUUCAUAAUAAUAUAUAUCCAAAUUUGAUUGGUCUACCUGGAUGCUUACAAACUGUAUUACAUUCAUUAGCUUCUAUGGUUAUGCCUACUAGACAUUUUAUUGGCAUGAAUACAACAAUUAAUCAAAUCAAGUCAUCGAAUUUAACAAAAUUAUCUUCAUUAAAUAAGAAUUUUAAAAUUUAUCACUUAAAAUCUCAUCAUAGUGAUGAAAGUGCAUAUAAUACAGAUGUAAAUUAUUCAAGUUGUACUGAAUCUUCAAGUAUAUUAGAUGACAUUUCAAAUGGUUAUUACUCAGAUAAUUAUCUUAUUGAAGCGGUUAAAAAAUUGAAAAAAUCUCAUAUGAUAAAUAAUCAUUGGUCAACUGUAAAGUAUAAUCAACAUCAAUCUAGUCAAAUUUCUUUACUUUCAGGUGGACAUUCAAAGUUGAAGUCAGCAUAUAUUCAUCAUGCCAACCAUCAUCACUAUGGUAAAUGUCAUCAUAAACUUGGUUUGACGAAUGUUUAUGCAGGUUUAAAAUCUAAUAAGGUUGGUGAUACUUCUACAGUUUCCUUGAAUCUAUCUCAGUCUCAUAAUAACAAUCAUAAAUUGUGUCUAAGGUCAAAGAAUAUUAUCAGUAAUAAUGAUAACAAUAAUAAUACUAAUAAUCUGCCAGGUACUUUAUCAAUAUCUCAAGAUAUUAAAAGUUGUAAUCCAUUAGAACGUUUUUACAAUUUGUGGACUAAUUUCCAUUCAAAAAUAACAGAAGAUAAUUUCUAUUACAUGGAUGAAAAAUCGUUAGAACGACGAGUUCGUGCACAAGCAUCAAAUAUAAUUUCACCUGUAUCCUUUUAGCAAUACAUUAUGUCUAUGUAGAUCUAUAAUGUUAUCUGAAAAGAAUUCGAUUAAUUCUUAAGUAAUAAUAUUUGUUAUGCAUCGUAAAUUAUAAUUGAAACACUUUUCUUUUAUAAUAAUGUAACAUGAUUUGUACUUUUUUCUUUCAAAUCUUAACAAAAUGACACUUCAAAAGCGAGUUCAUCUAAAAUAUGUGAAUGUUUGUAUGUUGUAUCAUCUAACAACGGAUAAUGUUUAUCUUAUUUUGACACUGUAUCUCCAAUUUGAUUUUACAGUUAGCCAUCAACAACAUAUAUAUAUAUAUAUAUAUAUAUAUAUAUAUAUAUAUAUAUAUAUAAUCUUUUUGUUACUUAACAGUUAAUAUCCCAAUCCAAGUGUUUAUCCUUAUUCUUCCUCUCUUUCUCUCUCUCGAUGUUUCGUGUUUUUUCACUCGUUAUGUAAGCUCAUUUAUAUUUUGGCUGUGGCUAGCUUUACUAUUUGCUAUUCCCUAUAUUGGUGUAUAUAAAUUCGUAUAUAAGACUACGAGAUAGAAUUUGUGUGGCCGAGUGUUGUUAAGUGAUUCUUGUGUUGAUGUUAUAUACUUUUUUCCUGUACGCACAUUUAUAUUUGUUUAAAUGAUACUUCUGUAAAUAUAUAGCACUAAUAUGUCUUGUUUUCUCAUGAAAGAAAAUAGUUUUUGUAUUGGACCGAGUAAA